GUUCCACUCGGGACGGCCCUCGCACCACCGUGAGGUACGAGCGGACAGUAUGUAAACACGGAUGACUGUACCAUGUCUGUCGCGCAGGGGGGCCGCCGUGGAGGUCGGACGCACUGCCGCGAUUGAGCACAAACUACAAGCGACCCAGGCGUCGCCGGACUCGUGCGUUACAGCCGGGCCACGUUUACUCUUCUAGCGGGAACCGACGCGCCUCGGACGUGUUUUCGGACGCGUCGGGUGCAUAAAUCUCAGCUCGGUCCCCGGGCGGCUGGAUGGAGUUAGAACAAUCCAGGCAGGCGGCGAGUGGACGAGACGACCCAAAACACACACACACACACACACACACACACACACGGCACCGACUGUUAGCCGACAACUCUCAGACGGCCACGGCGGAGAUUUAAAACGGACGAAUUAACCCCCCCCCGAGCCACCCCACCCACACCGCCCCCCCCGACGGCGCCGAACAAUGUGACCGAGCGAGAGGAACCACCUCGGCGAGGACUGUCAGGGAACGCAUGACUGCCAACUUCGGCUGCGGCGAGGGGCGCACCAUGGCAUCUCAGCCGAGUGUACACAAUGAAGAGAGGAACCUUCUUCGCCUCCGAGCAUGGGAACAGAGGAACCAAGAAGCCAGCCAAGCCAAAGAGCUCAACCCCGAGAAUGUGCCUCUCUUUGGGGAACCAUACAAGACAAACAAAGGGGACGAGCUUUCCAAUCGGAUCCAGAAGAUGCUGGGCAGUUAUGAAAAUGUGAACAGUCCAUAUCCCCUUACCGCUGAGCCUUUACCCACUCCCAGUUAUGUAACCUUCUCACAGUCAGAUCAGGGUCAGCCGGACAUGGACAAAUCAACCAGAGCUCCAUUCCACAACCAGGUCCAUUACACUUCAACCCAAACCCAGAAAGGCCCCUCCAGUAGCAGUUACUCUUCUCAGCUCGCGACGAUGUCCACUGCCUCUUCUCCUAACCAGCACCGACACUCAUCCACUCUCCCAAAGUUUUCCUUGAACCAAAGUCAGGGCAGUCAGCCUGGAAACCCAGCCCAUCAACAGAAGAAGAGUGAAGCCUUCUCAGAUUUCGGGGAGCGUGACGGCCUUCCCCAGGAAAUGUCUGCUCAUUCUCCCGACGCUAAGCCACAAUCGUUCCUACAUUCCAGCAACGAUAACAGCACCGACGCGGACACAAGGGACACAUUUGAUAGAAAUCAGCGUCUAGAGUCCUCCGAUCGCCCCUCCGAGUCCGCCAUGGAUGUUUCCACGCUGAACAUGAAGCCGUCCCCUAAAGAUGCAUCUCUCACUCAAGCCACCAAGACUAAUGCGCUGCCCUCCCAGACCUUCCCUCCGCUCCUGUCGUCCAAGCAGUCCAGCGUCGUCAUGACCCAGAAGCCAACAGCCUAUGUGCGCCCCAUGGACGGUCAGGACCAGGUGGUCAGCGAUUCACCUGAGCUGAAGCCUUCGCCAGAGCCAUAUGUACCACUACCAGAGUUGAUCAGCAAGUCUAACCAGGGCAAAAUGAAGAUACUGCCACCAUUUUUGGAGACGAGGACAAAUGAAGCUCAGUGUGUUGAGGACAUCUUGAGGGAAAUGAUCCACUCAUGGCCCCCUCUCCUGACAGCGAUACACACACCCAGCAUAGAUGAACCCUCCAAGUCCUCGUUUUCAGCCAAGGAAGCCGAGCACGUCUCUUCACGCCAGGGACAACAAAGCUGCAUCUCCUCUCCUCUCCCUCCUCCUCCACCUCCUCCUACAGAUCCAUCCCAGCUCAACCAGCAGAGCUCCUUAUCUUCGUUUGAAGCGGCACAUUCCAGCGGGGUAGAGUCCGCCAGCUCCAGCGACUCGGAGAGCAGCUCGAGGUCAGAGUCGGACAGUGAAAGUGCCACAGGGGAGCCACCUGAACCCCCAGUGAGCAGCACCGUUAAAACUGAGCCUGAUGCUCCAGCGGUGAGCCGUGGCGACUGGCAGUUGGGGAACUGGAUCAGGUCCAGCCAGCAGAACGCGAGCACUGAGAGUCAAGGCGGUGCCCACGUCUCCGAGAGCCCCACUCGCAGACGGCUGCUGCCCACCCAGAGCUCCAAGCACUCCAGUGUGGAGGUGGUCGACCCCGCCAGGGAGUCCAAGCCUCGGCUUGCCUCUCGCCAAAAAGAGCUCGGCGACAACAUUGCCAAACCCCAGCAGUGCAAAAAAGGCCAUCAGGACAACUGUUACCAGCAGAGUAACCAAAUCAGCCCCUCCACUGAUUUCAGGAAACUGUCAUGCAAGAAGAUCUCUUCAAAACCAGCAAAGGGAGGCUGCCCAGAUCAAAACGAGGCAGCUGUCAGUGUUAAGUGUAAGGAGGUCGUAGCAACCAGAGACAAAGACGUUUGUUUCACAGAUAGGCCCAAGGUAAAGACGAAAACGAGAAAGAAAAGCAAGGACGGCGACUCUCAACAAGACGGUAAAAGAACUUCUAAACACGCUCCUCUUGACAAGCGGAAGCUCGGAUCGGAGCCCGAUGUUAAGCUGGUCCUGUCUGGUCAAUGUCCGUCGUGUGGUGUGAAACAUCCAAACCCCUGCUCCUGCCCCGCGCGGAGCCCCGCUCAGCCGGACCAGUCGUCCCCCGACCCACCGGUAAGAAUCAACUGCAGCAAACCCGAGGCAGAGGCCGCCUGCCAGAAGGGCACCGAGAAGCCUCGCAGAACAACCCGCAAGGGCUCGGAGGAAACCGAGCCAACAGCCAAGGUUUCUCUGGACCUCAGGCCUCCGCGAUCCUUGCUGGUGAAGAUCGAUCUGAUUCUGCUCUCGAGAGUCCCCCCCGCGUCCGGCAACCACCAGGAGAUGCCCGGCAAUGCGAAGAGAGCGGCGGCGGCUGUCGAGCCAGGCGGAGGGGGCAGCGACGGUCCUGCAGCACACAAACACAGCAGAGGCAGCAAAAAAAGCAAAGCUCCAAAUGUGGAGCUAGACAAUAAGACUCUCCCCAGGAAGAAACGGCGUCUGGAAAACAAGAAUACCUCGUCAGCUCCUGCUUCUAUCAAACUGGAAAGUUCCAGCAAUCCAGCGGAGGACCGGGAGGGAAAGAAGGCCAAGAAAACCCCCGCGUCCGCGACACCCAAAGACUCCGCUAAAGACUCCGCGUCACACAAACGCUGCCCUGCGGAGUCCAGCAGGGACACAGUGAAGGGCAAGGACUCCUGCAAGCACAAGAGGAGGAGCGUUAAACACACCGAGCACCCACAGUCUGAAAAGCAGAAGCCUCCAAAGAGCUUCCCCACCGUCCCGUCGUCGUCACAGUCCAACAAGGACGUGCUCAUCAACAGGCCCUUGCUCCGGUUGGAGGACAGGCAGUAUCCAGUGAAGCAUUACAUAAAGGAGGCCAAAAAACUGAAGCACAAAGCAGAUGCAGAGUCAGAUAAGCUCAUCAAAGCUUUCAACUACCUGGAUGCGGCCAUGUUCUUUGUGGAGAGCGGCAUCGCCAUGGCGAAAGACCCACAGAUCUCAAUGUCUUCCUACACCAUGUUCGAAGAGACGGUCGAACUCCUCAAGUUCGUGCUGAAACUUAAGAACUCAGUGGAGCCCUCUGCUGCGCCCUCAGAGAAGGACUUUUUAGCUUUAUGUUUGAAGUGCCAGUCUCUCCUGCAGAUGACAAUGUUUCGCCACAAACACAAAACUGCACUCAAGUAUUCAAAGACUCUGACUGAACAUUUCACUAACUCUGCUCAGGCAACACAUGAUCCUUCCGUCUGCACAGCAAAAGCCGCACACACCCCGUCCCCGAUGCCCGACGUCCCGUCUCCGGCCAACACGUCCACCAGCUCAGGUCCCGGCUCCAACCAAAGUGGCGGCGGGUCGGCCGCGGGCCCUGCCGGCGGCACGGUUGCCGUUCCCCGGGCCGUCGCACAGGUGGCGUCCAGCUACGUCAACAUCACCACGCUGUUCGUGAGCGCUCACGACCUCUGGGAGCAGGCGGCGGUGCUGGCGAACAAAGGCAGCGGUCUGCUGGCGGCGCUGGACACAGUCAUGGGCCCACUGAGUCCGACGUCGACGAUGAACGCUAUGGUCCGAUACACGAGGCAGGGUGUCCACUGGCUGAGGCUGGACACCAGAAAGGUAAAGUGACCAACUGCUGGAUACCUGCGAACCUGCGAACGCUCCUCGCUUCACUUCACCGACCUGAACUGUCCCUCAGGCUUGUCUUCUUUUUCAUUAUUUCACAUGGACCUCUCUUUAAAAAGACAGACACUGAUGUCAUCUCAUGUUUGUUUUCAAGGCUGGCUUUUUUUGGGGGGGGGAUUGCCCAGCAAGGAAUACAAACACUGACCUUUGCACUUGUUAUUUAUUCUUUUCUCUCGUGUUCACUUUGGUGUCGCGCUCUCUUUCUCUCUGGCACUUUAAACAAAAAGAAAAAAAAGAAACAGAAAAAUCAUGGGCUACAUCUGGUGUAAUGUACACGUCAUGUGUGGGAAGGUUUAAUGUGCCUCCUUGUUCCUUCUGUCAGCUGAUGUCAUAGGAAUGUUGUUGAAUCAGGGUUUAACUCAAGAGUGACCUUCAUUAGAUUUGGAUGGAAGAACAUCGGAUCAAACCAAAAGUGCCAUUUGUUGGUGGUUGGUGCGAGCACUGACACGGAUCUUAUUAACUCUCAUCACCACGACUUUGUGAGCAGGCCUCUGAUUAAGCCGAAAUCACACGACCGUGAAUGAAAUGACCCGAAAAAGUGAAGGCACUUAUUUUUAGACUGAACACUUCACUGUAAUCGGCAAACUCAUUUUUACCUAAUUACUCUUAAAAAGAGAGAUUUCAGUUUCCCUGUUUGAUUUGGGUCCAGGGAUUCCCCAAUCCUCUCGUUUUGCGUCGGAGUGACUGACGGUCGACGGGGCCGUUUCCAAGACGUGAGCGACAGGCUACUCGCCGCGCUGAUGUUGAAAUAAUUUCUGUGUCUUCGGGGGUCGCAGCCUGUUUCUGGCGGAAGUCCUGUCGAUGGUAAUGGCUGAGAGUGACUGAUUUUAUUCUCAUCAUCCUGUUACAGAAUUUGCUCUUGUGCCCUUCCUCCAAUGAAAAGUAACCAUCUUGAAGGAUGGAUCACAAGUGCAACGCGUAGGAGGGUGUUGUGUAAAUUUAGAGCCAUAUUAAUACCAAAAAAACCUGCUUUAUGUUUCUACAUCUUGCCUCUAAAAAAACAAAAAGAUCCUUAAAAGAUAUUGCAAAUUUGUCCCUUAUUACUUUUCACAUUAAAAUAGUUUUUCUCUUUUGAAGUUGGUAUGAACAGAGGGAACAAUUACAGCAACCUGUUCACUUCAGCGCACUUGUGGGCAUGUUGGGAUUGUUUUUUAAAAAAGAAGAUUGUAUUCAAAAAAACUUUGAACGUGUCCUUUAACCACGGAUAUGUCUCGCAAGAAUCAACAGAGGGAAUCAUGUUACAUCCCCGACUCUCUGGAGUCUGAGUCUCCCUUCGACUGGGACUCACCACGAUCAUUUCACUGAUAAGAAACUACAGUAGUGUUUCGCUUUAUUUGUUUUCACUGCUUUCCUUCACGUUUCCUACACUAAAGUCGAGUCGCGUAUGUUUCCUUAAAAACCUUUUGGAAUAAAUGGCCAACUGUAGCUUACUAAAAAAAAAAAACACACUUCUGUGAGUCUUUAUACUUAAUUUCAGUCGCUAUUGUACAGAAAAAGAAAAAAGAAAAUCGCCACGUUCCCAUGACAAGCAGGGCUGUGCUAGUCUUUACUGUUGUCUAUUGUAACUUUGAUUCUAAGCAAUAAAGCUCGAGUUGUUUUGGCUCAAAAUUGAAGUGACUUGUUGACGUACUGUCGUAGGGUCUUUAUUGAUACAGAAAUAAUCCGCGUGGGUCGAGAAAAGAAUCAAUGGUUUACAUUAGCGCAUUAAAAAUGUUGCGUUUUUGUUGAAAUGAGUGCCUCCUUGGAUUCUGACUUUUUUUGCUUGUUAAUUCAGUUAACGUGUGAUCCAUGCCAUCACACGCUUAAAGGGCUGAGCGAGGACCACAAAGUGCUCCUGACUUUAUUUUCCUCAUAUUAACGAUCAGGUGAUAUUUUUUUAAUAUACUGGUGCCGCGGAACGAGGGAUUAUUUUUACGCACAGAUCAUCCGCAAGCUGCUACAGUAUUGAUCUUUACACUGCACAAAAAGUGAAAAACGCAAAAUCUGGCAUUCGACAUUCUUACUAGUUGCAAUUUCAUCCGUUUUCCUUUUUUUUUUUUAAAUGUUCCUUUGAACUUGUCUUUCCAACCUGUGGCUUUAGUUUCCUUAUCAUUGGGUUCAGGUGCUUCGUUUAUGAAUUAUUAUGAAAGUUUACACUUCCUGUCCAAAUAAUGAUUGACUGGAAAAAAUGAUCAGAAAAGGUUUUUGAAGGAUGCUUUUUUUUUUCUCCUUUUGUGAAAUAUGUAAAGAAUUUGUGUUGCAGUGUACACAGAUGAAUAAACACUGGAAAUUCA
Messenger RNA from Scophthalmus maximus (turbot), 6421 nucleotides. RefSeq names its product AF4/FMR2 family, member 1 (gene aff1). Gene Ontology annotation, biological process: regulation of gene expression. The coding region runs from base 519 to 4091 and encodes 1190 amino acids. Gene Ontology annotation, cellular component: super elongation complex; nucleus. The transcript has 19 exons. NCBI's taxonomy places the organism in Eukaryota, Metazoa, Chordata, Actinopteri, Pleuronectiformes, Scophthalmidae. The record is from RefSeq and is a predicted model, not a curated record.